Paramuricea clavata is the source of this 831-nucleotide messenger RNA. The record is from the annotation of a GenBank genome assembly. Lineage: Eukaryota; Metazoa; Cnidaria; Anthozoa; Malacalcyonacea; Plexauridae.
AUGCCGAAAGUUAAACAUCUAGUUGUUAAAUCCCCUAACUAUCUAUCUGACCAUAGUCAAGUUAUAACCUGGAUUAACUUACACCAAACCACUAACACUAUUAAUAAUACUCCCUUACAACCCCCAAUAUCAAAAUUACCACUACAAUAUAUUUGGAACAAUGAAUCAAAUGAGAAUUUUAAAAAAGCGUUAAAAUCAGAUGAACUACAAGAGAAACUAAGCACAUUCCUUGAAAAUGAUUUCUCUUCUGACAGAGAGGGCAUAAACAAAUGUGUCAAUGAAUUUGAAAACAUUAUUAACCUUGCAUCCAAAAAAUCUCUUAAAAUCAAAAAGAAGAAAUAUAGACGAAAAAUUAAUAAUGUUGCAAACAAAAAAUGGUUUGAUAAAGAUUGUAGAUUUAAAAGACACCAGCUUAGAAAACUUGCAAAUCAGAAACAUAGAGAUCCAAACAACACUGAAAUUAGAAGUGCAUACCAUACUGCUUUGAAAGACUAUAAAAGCACUUUAGAAAUAAAAAAGAAAAAUUUCCAUUUCGAUAAAAUCCAAGAAAUUGAAAAUGCUAGCAACGAUCCACUGCUAUUUUGGAAAACAUUAAAAAAUAUCAGUGACGAUCUUGAUUUUAAUGAAACUAAGAAAAGCCCACAACCAAGUGAAUGGCUGAAUCAUUUUGAAACACUUCAUUCAGAACAUCAAUUAAACAAGGAACAAAACGAAAUCGUUGAAUGCCUGAAAAACUAUGAAAAAAUCAAAGACAACUUAACCGAACUUGAUUACAUCAUCACAGAAGAUGAACUAAAUCUAGCAUUGGAAUUCUCUCUAAAGCUUUUCUAA